Messenger RNA from Caenorhabditis remanei, 1290 nucleotides. RefSeq lists its product as uncharacterized. Gene Ontology annotation, cellular component: nucleolus. Gene Ontology annotation, biological process: ribosomal large subunit export from nucleus; ribosomal large subunit biogenesis. The transcript has 4 exons. The coding region runs from base 1 to 1290 and encodes 429 amino acids. NCBI's taxonomy places the organism in Eukaryota, Metazoa, Nematoda, Chromadorea, Rhabditida, Rhabditidae. The record is from RefSeq and is a predicted model, not a curated record.
AUGAUUCCCCCUGAUACGGUUGAACAACUCAUUCGAGUCAUUGCCAACAAUUUCGUCACUGAUCGAAACUCUCCAGAAGCGAUGACCGUGGGAAUCAACGCGAUCCGAGAGAUUCUCUCGAAUUGUCCAUUCGCAGCGACUGAGGAGUUAUUGAGAGAUUUAUCCGAGUAUAAAACAUACAAAAAUAAGAAUGUAUCAAUGGCGGCUCGCUCAUUGAUUACUCUCUUUAGAGCAGUGAAUCCAAAGUUGCUCGCGAGAAGAGAUCGUGGAAAACCACAAGAAAAAGAUGAUGAGGAGAAGGAAUAUAAUGGAUUCGCACGACCGAAAGUUCAUGAUUUCAUUUCGGGAGCCGAGAUUCUCGAUGAAGAUGAUGAUGGUGGAGAGCAGGGGCAUUUGAGUGAUAAUGAGGAGGAGGAGAGUGAUUUAGAUGUGUCUGAUAUUGAUACGGAUGAAGUUGAUACGGAAGAGGAAGAGGAGGAUGAUGAUGAGGGAGCGCCGGUGGCUAAGAAGAGAAAGGUCGAACAGAAACCAGCUGCCAAUGACGAUGAAGAAGACGACGAUGAGAGUGAUGUUGACGAUGAAGAAGAAGACGUGGAUGACGAAGAAUUAGAAGACGUUGACGAUGAAGAAGAAGACGUCGAAGUGGAUGACGAAGAAUUAGAAGACGUUGACGAUGAAGAAGAAGACGUCGAAGUGGAUGACGAAGAGGAUGAGGAGGCUGAGGAUGAAGAAGAGGAAGAAGACGUGAAUUCAGAAUCCGCUACUGACGUCGUCGUCGUGACUCCAGAAGUCGAGGACCCGAAGAAGAAGGCGACGAAGAAUUCGAUGGAUCGUAUUCUGACUCAAGAGGAUUUCAAGAAUAUUCGUGCUUAUCAGUUGAAAAAACAACUGAUCGGAGAGAAACGAUUGAAGAAACAAAUGGGAAAGGGACGAUCGAAUGCCGAUGAACAGAUUGUUGAGGACAUGGCUGAGAAGUUGGAGAUGAAACGCUCGACCGAUGGAUUGGCUCGUCUCUCCGACAUCGAGCACUUCUACAAGAAGAAACGACAGACAAAAGAGGAGAGAAUGGCUGAUAUUACUGCUGGAAGAGCCGAUGAGGACUACAAAUUCGGAAGACCAAAGAAAAAUGGUCCCCACGUCGGUCGUACGAAUGAACAGAAUUCGAAGAAGAAGGUAUUCGCAAUGGUCAAAAAUAAGGUCCGUGGCCGUAAUCGUCAACGAUCAUUCCGUGAUCAACAGAAGUCUCUUCGCAAUUAUUUGAUGCGACAGUCGGGAAGAAAACCACAAUAA